Messenger RNA from Penicillium pulvis, 978 nucleotides. Its product is annotated as putative RNA binding protein. Gene Ontology annotation, cellular component: nucleus. Gene Ontology annotation, molecular function: mRNA binding. Gene Ontology annotation, biological process: mRNA export from nucleus. The coding region runs from base 1 to 978 and encodes 325 amino acids. NCBI's taxonomy places the organism in Eukaryota, Fungi, Ascomycota, Eurotiomycetes, Eurotiales, Aspergillaceae. The record is from RefSeq and is a predicted model, not a curated record. The transcript is spliced from 7 exons.
AUGGAUCGCAGCUUGGAUGAGAUCAUUGGCGAAGACACACGCAACCAGAAUCGUCCCUCCGGUGGUGGACGCCGCAACCAAGGCCCAGGCCGCCGUCGUGGCGACCGCGAUGGCGUUAGAAAGCCUUAUUCCCAAGACCGUGUCAACCUGGACCUUGAUUGGGUCCAUGACAAGUAUGAUGACGACAGAGAUACUCGUCCCACCCGUGGUGGUCGUCGCUCUCGUCGCUCAACCUCGCCUGAACGUGGCGGCCCUAUGUUGACCAAGGUCCGCGUCGAAAACCUUCACUACGAUAUCAAUGAGAGCGAUCUGGAGGAUCUCUUUGGCAAAAUUGGCCCCGUUACCGACCUUACCCUCGUCUACGACCGCGCUGGACGCUCCGAAGGCGUGGCUUACGUUACAUACAAGCACCUUAAAGACGCACACGAGUCUGUGAAGGAAUUCGACGGUGCUAACGCCAAGGGCCACCCUAUCCGCCUGACUCUCGUCCCUGGCCGACGUGAACAACACAAGAGCCUCUUUGACCGUGUGGAGCGUCCUGGUCGUGAUGCUCGCAGUUUGAGCCCCGGAGCUACUCGUGGUGAGCAAUCAGAUGGGCGGCGCCGUGGUGGCCGCGUCCGCCGCAGCGAUGUUUCCAAGCCUGCCCCCGAGAAUAUCGACCGCUAUAUCCCCGGAGAGCGUGGUGAUCGUUCUCCACGCCGUAACGGUGGCCGACGAGGUGGCCGCGACAGCCGUCGGAACGAGCCUCGGAAUGAGACUGGAGGUCGUCGCGCCGCGAACGGUCGUCCUCGGAAGACACAAGAGGAGCUGGAUCAAGAGAUGGAGGACUACUGGGGUGGAAAUGCUGGUACAGAGAAUGCUGAUAAGCCCGCCGAGCAAGAGCAGCAGACUGCUGCUCCUGCUGCUGCCGCCGCUACCACCGCCCCAGCCGCCCCAGCCGUGCCUGUGAACGACGACGACAUCGACAUGAUUGAGUGA